This is a messenger RNA of Perca flavescens (yellow perch), 1440 nucleotides long. Its product is annotated as potassium channel subfamily K member 2. Bases 1 to 1440 code for a protein of 479 amino acids. The record is from RefSeq and is a predicted model, not a curated record. Gene Ontology annotation, cellular component: plasma membrane. The transcript has 10 exons. Gene Ontology annotation, molecular function: outward rectifier potassium channel activity; potassium ion leak channel activity. Gene Ontology annotation, biological process: stabilization of membrane potential; potassium ion transmembrane transport. NCBI's taxonomy places the organism in Eukaryota, Metazoa, Chordata, Actinopteri, Perciformes, Percidae.
AUGGAUGCCAACAGCCACCUCCCUGUGUCCCGCUCCUCCACCCUUCCCUGUUCCCUCCUCUCUCCACCCCUCUCGGUGUUAUCCCAACGCUGCACCGGUGCGCUCAAAAGCGAGAGCGCAGACGGAGCGGAUGCUAGUAGAGAACUGAAAAAGAACGAGCAGAGAAAGCUUUUUGCAGUGAAAUUGGCAGCUCCAGACUUAUUGGACCCUAAAUCAGCCACUCACAACACCAAGCCCCGCCUCUCCUUCUCCACAAAGCCAAUCACACUGACUCCCCAGGAGGAGAGUGAGGUGGUUGCCACAGUGAUGAAAUGGAAGACGGUGACAGCAAUCUUUCUUUUGGUGGUUCUGUACCUGGUGAUGGGAGCAGCAGUCUUCAGAUCCCUGGAGCAGCCUCAUGAGAGUGCCCAGCGUUUGGCCAUCCUGUCCCAGAAGCUGGAGUUCCUGUCCAGACACUCCUGUGUCAACCAGAGCCAGCUAGAGGAGCUGGUUAAGCAAGUUGUGUCUGCUAUCCGUUCAGGAGUGAACCCUGCAGGGACACUGACCAACCACAGUAGCCUCUGGGACCUGAGCUCCGCCUUCUUCUUUGCUGGAACUGUGAUCACAACCAUCGGUUUUGGGAACAUCUCUCCCCACACAGAAGGUGGAAAGAUAUUCUGCAUUGUCUAUGCGUUGCUAGGGAUACCUCUGUUUGGCUUCCUUUUGGCUGGUGUAGGAGAUCAGCUCGGCACCAUAUUCGGCAAGGGCAUCGCCAGAGUGGAGAAAAUGUUUGUGCACUGGGACAUCAGUCAGACAAAGAUCCGGGUCAUCUCCACCUUGCUGUUUGUGCUGUUUGGCUGCCUGCUGUUUGUGGCGCUCCCAGCAGCCAUCUUUAAACACAUUGAGGGUUGGUCUGCGCUGGAGUCCCUUUACUUUGUGGUCAUCACCUUGACUACCAUAGGAUUCGGAGACUUUGUGGCAGGUGGUUCAGACAUAGAGUACUUAGAUUACUAUAAACCAGUUGUAUGGUUCUGGAUUCUGGUGGGACUAGCUUACUUUGCUGCCAUCCUCAGCAUGAUAGGAGACUGGCUCAGAGUCAUCUCCAAAAGGACGAAAGAAGAGGUAGGAGAGAUCCGAGCUCAUGCUGCAGAGUGGACGGCUAACGUCUCAGCAGAGUUCAAAGAAACACGGCGACGUGUUAGCGUCGAUAUCCAUGACAAGUUCCAGCGCGCCGCCUCAAUUAAACGUAAACUGUCCUCGGAGCUGGGAUUCAGCCCUGGCCCUGAGUUCACUCUGCCCAAGAGGAUCAUGUCGGUCAAUUUCAGCGAAGAACGGGAUAGGAACGAGAGGGAGGCCGGGCUGAUGGGCCUGACCACACCUAUGGCUAGAAACGGCGGUUUAUUCAUGAACGGUUUGGACCCAGAGAGAGGCGAUAUCUCAGUCAUUGAACACCUCAAGUAG